This is a messenger RNA of Drosophila gunungcola (fruit fly), 1081 nucleotides long. RefSeq lists its product as uncharacterized. The coding region runs from base 175 to 1032 and encodes 285 amino acids. The transcript is spliced from 2 exons. The record is from RefSeq and is a predicted model, not a curated record. Lineage: Eukaryota; Metazoa; Arthropoda; Insecta; Diptera; Drosophilidae.
CUUGCCUGAGCCAAAAAUGUCCAGUGUUUGUCAAAACUAAAUUUACAAUCGUAAAAUGAGGAAUCGUUUUUAAAAAAAUUAUAAGUUCCCUAACCUUUCGACCACUUUGGCCAUCAAAAUUUGCUAACAAAAUUCCAAAUCGCCAACUAACUAACUAGAUCCAUUAACGUUACCAUGACUAAUCGACUGGCCUUGCAUCACAUCCUGACCACCCAGCUGCGGAAGGACUGGGAGCAGGAGGACUCUGCCAAGUCCAGGCUGUCGCAGUUGAGCAGGAGGGACAGGAUCAAGGCCUCGCUGAGAUCGAGCCAAUUGCCGGGUCGCUACUUGAUGCCCGACACUCGCAAGACCUACGAUAAUAUGGUGGCAAGGAUUCAUACGACCAUGAAGUCUGUUCGAUCACCUCGGAGACCCCGACCAACGGUGCCGUUGCCCAUAGCGGCGGUUUCAAUACCAACGCCAGGAGUAGCACCACCACUGCCAUCGAAAUUAGUGCUCAAGCAUAUAAAACGCAGCAAAUCGGGCAGGAUAAAGGGUGGCGGCAAUUCCUCAAAGACGAGCUGUGCCCAAGGCGUCGCCAAAAGAAUCAAAGCCAAACCAUUGGCGGCGAUCAAGGCCAGCUUGAACCAGAAAUCGCCCAAGUCAAAGGGUUUUGAUCAGCACAACCGGAUCCGCGAGGUCAUUCAACAGAAGUCUGUGCUGGAGACCAUGCUGCAGCAGCACAAGAAAUUGCAAAAUGACCGACGGACCAUAGUCCUGGAUAUCCAGCGAAUGCGGGCCGAUCUGGACAAGAUUCGUACCAAGUUGGACACGUCCCUGCAGUGCUUGAACUCCACUCGAACCCUUUUCAGUGCUGCUAACAAGGAGAGUGCCAAGAAGGCCACCGUCCAGCCGAAGCCAUCGCACAACAUGGUGACCCCGACCCGUCGCCGUUCGGGUGGCAAGCGAAAAAUCAGGAUUUCUGGCAUUCCGAUGAGCCGACAGAGCGUCCUGGUCAACAAGGCCCCCAUUCUCAAGAGCCGCGUCCUUUAAACGCCAUGGGAAAAAUAUAUAUAUUAAGAUAGUACAAAAAUUAAUACUU